This is a messenger RNA of Magnolia sinica, 1536 nucleotides long. RefSeq names its product ATP-citrate synthase alpha chain protein 2-like. The coding region runs from base 111 to 1382 and encodes 423 amino acids. The record is from RefSeq and is a predicted model, not a curated record. Gene Ontology annotation, cellular component: succinate-CoA ligase complex. The transcript has 12 exons. NCBI's taxonomy places the organism in Eukaryota, Viridiplantae, Streptophyta, Magnoliopsida, Magnoliales, Magnoliaceae. Gene Ontology annotation, biological process: succinyl-CoA metabolic process; tricarboxylic acid cycle. Gene Ontology annotation, molecular function: succinate-CoA ligase (ADP-forming) activity.
AAUACCCCCUUCCCUCCCUUUAAAAUCCCAUCUCGCCAAGAGGGGCUUCAUCUAUUGUGCGCCGGGGUGAGAGAGAGAGAGAGAGAGAGAGAGAGAGAGAGAGAGAGAGAAUGGCGAGGAAGAAGAUCCGAGAGUACGAUUCGAAGAGGCUAUUGAAGGAGCAUUUGAAGAGACUCGCAGGGAUCGAUUUGCAGAUCUGCUCCGCGCAGGUAACGGAAUCAACGGACUUCACCGAAUUGGUGAACAGAGAACCAUGGCUUUCAUCCACCAGACUGGUUGUGAAGCCAGACAUGUUGUUUGGGAAACGUGGGAAGAGCGGUUUGGUGGCUUUAAACCUAGAUCUGGCCCAGGUUGCUCAAUUUGUGAAAGAACGCCUUGGCGUAGAGGUUGAGAUGGGCGGUUGCAAGGCACCGAUAACUACAUUCAUUGUUGAACCAUUUGUACCUCAUGACCAAGAAUUCUACCUUUCGAUUGUAUCCGAGAGGCUUGGGAGCACCAUAAGCUUUUCAGAAUGUGGGGGCAUUGAGAUCGAAGAGAACUGGGACAAGGUGAAGACGUUGUUUCUACCAACAGAGAAGCCUCUGACAUCCGAGGAAUGUGCUCCACUGAUAGCUAUGCUUCCCUUGGAGGUGCGAGAGAAAAUAGGGAACUUCAUCAGAGGAGUUUUCACAGUAUUUCAAGAUCUGGAUUUCUCUUUCCUAGAGAUGAAUCCAUUUACAUUGGUAGAUGGAAAUCCGUAUCCAUUGGAUAUGCGCGGAGAAUUAGAUGACACUGCUGCCUUCAAGAACUUCAGAAAAUGGGGGAACAUGGAAUUUCCACUGCCGUUUGGAAGAGUACUGAGCAGUACAGAAAGCUUUGUUCAUGGAUUGGAUGAAAAGACAAGCGCCUCUCUGAAAUUCACUGUUUUAAACCCUAAAGGACGCAUCUGGACUAUGGUAGCUGGAGGGGGUGCAAGCGUCAUAUAUGCUGAUACCGUUGGAGAUUUGGGUUAUGCAUCGGAGCUUGGAAAUUACGCUGAGUACAGCGGAGCUCCAAAUGAAGAUGAGGUUUUACAGUAUGCCAGAGUUGUUAUUGAUUGUGCUACUGCUGAUCCCGAUGGUCGCAAGAGAGCCCUUCUCAUUGGAGGAGGCAUAGCUAAUUUUACUGACGUUGCGGCUACUUUCAAUGGCAUUAUUCGAGCUUUAAGGGAGAAGGAAUCCAAGCUAAAGGCAUCGAGAAUGCACAUCUAUGUUCGAAGAGGCGGGCCAAACUAUCAGACUGGUUUGGCAAAAAUGCGGACUCUGGGAGUGGAACUAGGGGUUCCCCUUGAGGUUUAUGGGCCAGAGGCUACAAUGACUGGAAUUUGCAAGCAAGCGAUCGAAUGCGUUAUGUCAGCUGCGUGAACAAUUUUCCCUUUCAACUCCUCUUUUUAUGAUUCUAGAAUUCCCAUGUCGAGAAAAUUAAAGAACUCAGGCCUGCUUUCUCCCUAUGGAAGCUGAGUUGUAGCACCAGAACAUUUCUUGCCAAUGUUAUAUUACUUGCAAGUUCUUACUUGCA